Messenger RNA from Atta colombica, 1036 nucleotides. RefSeq names its product 40S ribosomal protein S19-like. Gene Ontology annotation, biological process: ribosomal small subunit assembly; translation. The transcript is spliced from 5 exons. The record is from RefSeq and is a predicted model, not a curated record. Gene Ontology annotation, cellular component: ribosome; cytosolic small ribosomal subunit. NCBI's taxonomy places the organism in Eukaryota, Metazoa, Arthropoda, Insecta, Hymenoptera, Formicidae. Gene Ontology annotation, molecular function: structural constituent of ribosome; RNA binding. The coding region runs from base 179 to 649 and encodes 156 amino acids.
CCUAUUUCAUUUCAAGUGCAGAAAGUGUAACGUAGUGUAACUACAAAUAACCUCUUGUUGAUCCUGAAGAUCUUUGUUAGCUUGACUGUGACGAAAAAGAAUUUAGUGCCAGAUAUAGAAUACAAAUCAAAAACAAUUCUGUAUUUAGCAAAGAAAAUACGAAAAUCUACAUAAAAACAUGCCAUCCGUAACAUUAAAAGAUGUGGAUCAAGCAAAAUUUGUUAAGGCCUUUGCAGCCUUUCUGAAAAAAACUGGUAAGAUGCGAGUGCCAGAAUGGGUGGAUAUUGUGAAGACAGCCAAAUUCAAAGAGCUGGCACCCUAUGACCCUGACUGGUACUAUAUUAGAUGUGCAGCCUUGGUGCGUCAUAUUUAUAUUCGUAGUCCUGUUGGAGUUGGUGCAGUCACAAAGAUCUUUGGUGGACGCAAACGUAACGGCACUCAUCCCAGCCACUUCUGUCGAUCAGCAGGCAGUGUCGCGAGAAAAGCACUUCAGAGCCUGGAGCAGUUGAAACUUAUCGAGAAGGCACCUCUCGGUGGACGUAAACUGACCAGUCAGGGACGCAGGGACUUGGAUCGUAUUGCUGCACAAGUUAAAGCUAAGAGCAAAAAGCAGCUUAAGCUUCAAGAUGCAAUUGAUACAAUGAUCUAAAUGUAUCUAUAAACCCGGCAGCUAAGAAAUCAGUCAUAUCAUCUCGUUCUUCUUCAGUAAAUCCAGCAUUACCUGAAUAAUAUCCGUACGCGUAACCGGAAGGGACGCAAUGACACGACACAGCCUAUGCAACUUCAAAUUUAGUGCCAUUCAGCACUAUGUUGGUGUACAGGGGUCCAAAUCCAAACCGUUCAAUCUUUCCUCCCUUGGGAAACAAUUUUCAGCGCCACUGUACGUAUUUUGUUGACUACUUUUUGAUUCGGAAGAUGAAAAGAAAUAUUAUGUUAUAUAGGUAAUAUCGCUUUUUUUAUUAGUAUUCGUAUUUCUUUGUGUGUAUGUAAGCAACAUUAUUAAAAAAAGCGAAUAUAUAUAUAUAAUGCAAAAUAU